This is a messenger RNA of Schistocerca gregaria, 1053 nucleotides long. Its product is annotated as elongation of fatty acids protein sre1-like. The transcript has 4 exons. The record is from RefSeq and is a predicted model, not a curated record. Gene Ontology annotation, cellular component: endoplasmic reticulum membrane. Lineage: Eukaryota; Metazoa; Arthropoda; Insecta; Orthoptera; Acrididae. Bases 49 to 897 code for a protein of 282 amino acids. Gene Ontology annotation, molecular function: fatty acid elongase activity. Gene Ontology annotation, biological process: sphingolipid biosynthetic process; fatty acid elongation, monounsaturated fatty acid; fatty acid elongation, saturated fatty acid.
UUUUUAACUAGUCUACAAGGCAUACUUGGUAGCAGAUCGGUCGUCAAGAUGCAAAGUCUUAAAGCACUUAAUGACCAUAUUUCCAAUUUUGAAUUCAGGGGCGCGGAAACGUUUCUGUCUGCAUAUCCCUACCCUCUGGCUAUUGGCUGUUUGUAUCUUUUAGUUGUUUACACUCUGAAACGCUUUAUGAAAGACCGCCAACGUAUACCCGUAAAGUCUAUUUCUUUAAUCCACAACUUCAAUAUGUUUGCCAUCUCUAUUAUAUGCCUGUGCGGCAUGACAAAGGCUGUUGUCGAUACCUUAUAUAAGCAUGGAAUUCGCGAUGGUUCAGAGAUCUUAUUUUGUGACAAGAAUCGGUUGCAGGCCAAAGGCCCGUUGAUGUUCUGGAUUUACGCGUUUUACCUAUCGAAAUUUUACGAAUUGUUCGAUACUGUUCUGAUUCUCCUUAGAAAGAGUAAUCUGGUCUUUUUGCACAUCUACCACCACUGGAUCACAAUGAUCCUGUGCAUAGUUUCCCUGAGGUCUGCUAUUCCCUACCAAUGGAGUGCCACCAUCAUGAACGCGCUAGUUCACAUUCCCAUGUACUAUUAUUACCUUUGCAGCAUCCUUAAUAUCAAUAUAUGGUGGAAACGUCUCAUCACGAUCUUCCAAAUUGCCCAGUUCUGCAUAGACAUUACAUUUUGCCUCAUUUCCCUUUACUGGCAGCACUACGUCGCGCUUCCGGCUGGACGGAGCUGCUCUUCUUGGGAGAUUCCGUGGGCUAACCCGUUUUCGCUUCUCGUCGUCUUUUCUUAUCUUCUCUUAUUCCUAGAAUUUUACUUUAGGACGUACAAGCGCAGAAAGAACGCUAAAAAGUUCGCCGCGGAAGCCUCUGAAGCGAGCUGCAAGAAGGACUGACAGGGGUGUUCGUCGAAAGCAGUUGCCAACGAUGCGCGUGUUUGUUUGGUGGUUUUGAUUUUGUGUAGCGGUGCAUCCUAUACAUAUAUAGAUAAGCAUUAUGGCAAUGUCGUUUCCAUUUUGAGACAAUAAAUCAAAUAGGGGUUCGGUGAGGUA